UUAACUAUUACGUAAGCCGGGAUCUGUUCUUUUCUUUUUCUUUUUGUUCUGUUUUCAGGUCACCCGCUGAGCAUUGUCGUUUCGGCACGGAUGCUCAGCGAUUUGCCACCGGGAAACACACGCACGCAGAGGGCGUGUGAGACAGGGACACGGGCGUUUGGCGGACGGACGAGCUUUAUCGGUCAAGGGCGAAGGCGGCUCUGGAGGGCGUACGGGUUGCAUGGGUCUUCCGCACAAAGCAGCCUGCACAAGCACACGCACAUCUACACACACACACACACCCCUCGUUGCAUGUAUCUGUAGAUACAUACACAGCACGGAACUAGUCCACACUACCACGCCAAGCUACACACACAAGGACCAUGUCGUCAGUGUCCGCCACACGUUCAUUGAUGCUGAAAAACGGGAGCUUCCUGCUCUCGUCCUCCCACAUGCUGCGUCCUACCAGAUGCAGCAGAGCGGUGCAGGCUGCGCUGCUGCACAAAAGACUCUCGUUGGUGAAGCGGUUUGCCUCCACGGUGCCCUCCACCCAGGACUUGGCCGCCUUGGAGAAGGAGGCUAACAACGAAAUAGCAAAUCCGAGCAUCCAGGCGGCCUUCUACAGGUCACUUCUGGACGCCAGCUACCCGCACAUCGUUGUGUCGAGAUACGAGACGCCGGGAAUAUCCACCGACAAUGACUGUGCGAAGCUCUACUUGGAGGCCCUCCUCAAGAUGGGCAACAAGGAGAAGGCCGAAACGCUCUCCAAGUCGCUAAACGUGCCUUUGCCAGCUCUCGACCCUUCUGCCGUUUCGCCUAAUGCCACCAGCGGCAAUAGCGGCAACAAUAACAACAAUAAUAACAAUACCAACCACUCCGGCUCGAAACAAGACCCUAUCCAUGUCGUCGUCACGGAGACCUUCUGGAUGUCUCUUUCCAGAUGGAUCAAGUGGUUAGUGCCUCUGGGAUUGCUCUCCUACGCCGCCUACUAUGGCUUCAACGUCCUGGUCGAAAACGGCUCCAUAGUAAAGGGUGCAUCUGCUGACGAUAAGUCCAUAGAGGUCACCGACUCAGAUGUCAGAUUUUCCGACUGUAAGGGUGUCGACGAAGCAAAAGCUGAACUUGAGGAAGUGGUUGAUUUCUUGAAAGACCCUUCGAAGUACGUUAGCUUGGGAGCAGAACUACCAAAGGGUGUCCUUUUGACAGGGCCUCCAGGUACAGGUAAGACCUUGUUGGCCAGAGCGACUGCCGGCGAGGCGGGAGUUCCUUUCUUCUUCAUGUCUGGUUCGGAGUUCGAUGAAUUAUAUGUCGGUGUUGGUGCAAAAAGAGUUAGAGAACUUUUCUCCAAAGCAAGAGCAAGAGCUCCUGCUAUUGUCUUUAUUGACGAAUUGGACGCCAUCGGAGGUAAGAGAAAAUCAAGAGAUCAAGCUUACGCUAAACAAACACUUAAUCAAUUGCUAGUCGAGUUGGACGGGUUCUCUCAAUCGGAAGGUAUCAUCAUCUUAGGUGCAACCAACUUCCCAGACUCACUUGAUAAGGCAUUGACUAGACCAGGUAGAUUCGAUAAGAUUGUUCCUGUCGAUUUGCCAGACGUUCGUGGACGUAUCGAGAUUUUGAAGCAACAUCUGAAGAAGGUUUCUGUUUCGAAAGAUGUGGACCCUUCUGUCAUCGCAAGAAGUACAACCGGUCUGUCUGGUGCAGCCUUAAAAAACUUGGUCAACCAGGCAGCCUUGUAUGCAGCUCAGAAUAACGCUUUGAGUGUCAACAUGAGCGAUUUGGAAUGGGCCAAGGACAAGGUUCUGAUGGGCGGUGAAAGAAAGACAAUGGUCAUGACUGAAGAAACCAGAAGAAAUACAGCAUAUCACGAAGCAGGACAUGCCAUUGCAGCAAUGUUCACAAACGGUGCCACUCCUUUGUACAAAGCUACCAUUUUGCCAAGAGGUAGAGCCUUAGGUGUCACCUUCCAGUUACCUGAAAUGGACAAACACGAUAUUACGAAGCAAGAGUGUUUUGCGAGACUGGAUGUCUGUAUGGGUGGUAAGAUAGCCGAAGAAAUGUUAUACGGUCCAAAUAAUGUCACUUCUGGUUGCUCGUCGGAUCUAUCGUCUGCUACAGGUAUGGCCAGAGCAAUGGUUACAUCUUAUGGUAUGAGUGACAAGGUCGGUCCUGUCAAGUUGAGUGACAAGUGGGAAACGUGGUCACCUAAAUUAAGAGACUUGGCAGACCAAGAGACUAGGGAUUAUUUGAUUGAAGCUGAAAAACGUUGUAGAGAACUGCUGAACGAUAGACGUAUCGAAUUGAAACGUUUGGCAGAGGGUCUUUUGGAGUAUGAAACAUUAAGUAAGGACGAAAUUGAAAAGGUGGUUCGUGGUGAGAAACUCGAUAAAUUAAAAGUCAUGACAAACAAGGUUAUCAAAGGACCAAACACUAGGAAAGAGUUUGAUGUCGCUCCUGAAGAUCCACAACCUUUGGGUUCAAUAGGAAAGAGCUUUUGAUUCCUUGUUGAUCCUAGUUUACACUAUACAUUAAUGUAAUCGUGAAAAUAAAGAAAAGAAUAGCAUUUCCAUUUCUUCAUGUUAUAUAGUUCACGUAAUUAUUUUAAAUAAUUUUUUCUAGAAAAGCAAUGAAAAAAGUUAUAAAAACU
Molecule: messenger RNA, 2623 nt
Organism: Pichia membranifaciens NRRL Y-2026
Lineage: Eukaryota; Fungi; Ascomycota; Pichiomycetes; Pichiales; Pichiaceae
Exons: 1
Coding region: 393-2474 (693 amino acids)
Biological process (GO): protein quality control for misfolded or incompletely synthesized proteins; mitochondrion organization
Cellular component (GO): mitochondrial inner membrane
Molecular function (GO): ATP-dependent peptidase activity; ATP binding; metalloendopeptidase activity
Source: RefSeq, a predicted model, not a curated record